GUCCCACUGCGGCACCCUGACCCGUGAUAACGGCAGCGCUCCUCCUGACAGCUUUAGCGACUUCUCUGACAGUUGGUUUAUCUCUGUUUCACUCAGUCUUUUACCUGUAAGAUGAACAGGAGACCUUAAUGUUAUCUGUGAACGUUUAUUCAUCGUCCUGUGAUGGAGAACAUUCACCGCCAAGGCGUUUGGGUGGCGGAGGCUCUUCAGCUGAGAACGAGAAGCCUGGAGGAUUUCUGGCUAGUCGCUUCUCAUAUGGGAGACCCGAAAGCUGCGGUUCUCCUGGUCUUUCCUGUCGUGUUUUACAUUCAUCGACGGACUGGCAUCGCUGUUCUCUGGGUAGCAGCUUUAUCAGAGUGGCUUAAUUUGGUUCUCAAAUGGUUCCUGUUUGGCGAGAGGCCAUAUUGGUGGAUUGGAGAAUCUGGAUUGUUUUCUAAAAACCCACCGAAAGUCCAGCAGUUCCUGUCUACCUGUGAGACUGGCCCAGGCAGUCCUUCGGGUCAUGCCAUGGUCACUAGUGCUGUCUGGUGGCUGAUCGUCUCUGCGCUGGCCUCAUUCUUUCACACUCGCACCGGCAGUAAGAUAUUGGCUGCAGUGCCGUACCUGUUGUAUGCAGUAUUUUUGGGAUGUGUGGGCCUUUCUCGGAUCUUCAUCCUGGCUCACUUCCCUCAUCAAGUCAUUGCCGGUCUUCUGACAGGGGUGUUGCUGGGGAUUUAUCUGAACCGGACUGUGCCUGAAUGUCGCCCUCUGCUGUUCUUCUUUUGCUGUAGCGUGACUUUGCUCUUUGGAGCGCUUGUGCUGCAUGGUGCCCUGCAAAAGACUGGGAUUGAUCUUUCUUGGUCCAUCUCUCUGGCUAAGAGGUGGUGUUCUCACGCCGAGUGGAUCCGUUUGGACACUGCGCCCUUCUCCUCUCUAAACCGUGACGCCGGGGUUCUGCUAGGACUAGGACUUGCACAGUAUUGGAAGCCAGGUGGAUGGGCUCUUCCAUGGGUACCCAGGACUCUCUGUCUGGCCCUCUCGUCCAUGGCCCUCCACUACAUCAGCAGCUUCCCUUUGCCCACCGUUCCUCCUCUUCUCUUCUACUCCCUGUUCUUUCUGAAAUACACCAUUGUGCCACAGGUGGUCAUGGUGUUAGUGCCAGGAUUUGUGCAUCUCCUCACAGCCAAACCCAAGAGGGAGUAAAGGUGAAUGUCGCAGAUUUGUUUAGUGCUGAUUGACACACAUCAUCUACUGUAGAAGAUAAAUCAUUAAUGGGGUUCUAUUUCAAUACAAGCAGACAAUGCAGUUGCUUCAAAGAUUGUUUUGCAAAAGAAAGAAAAAAUGGGACAUUGAAUAUGGAUUUCUGAAUCUGUGCCAAAGAAACUCUAAGUAUCGUUAAAAAGUCAAUUUAUUUUUUCAUGCUUUCAAGUUAUUUGAAUGGUCUAAAAAUCAAUCGAUAUUCUGUUUUUGCAAAGUGAUUAAGAAAGCUAGAUAUUUACAUUUUCUGUAGUAUUUGCUUAGUCUGAUUUUAAAUUGUUGUAGGUGGUUGCUAGGGUGUUGCUAAGGUGUAUCGAAUGUUCUCUGGUCCUUAGAAAUGGCUGGAGGAUUUCAGAUUUAAAGGGUUA
This is a messenger RNA of Pimephales promelas (fathead minnow), 1604 nucleotides long. RefSeq names its product glucose-6-phosphatase catalytic subunit 3 (gene g6pc3). Gene Ontology annotation, molecular function: glucose-6-phosphatase activity. Gene Ontology annotation, cellular component: membrane. Gene Ontology annotation, biological process: glucose 6-phosphate metabolic process; gluconeogenesis. NCBI's taxonomy places the organism in Eukaryota, Metazoa, Chordata, Actinopteri, Cypriniformes, Leuciscidae. The record is from RefSeq and is a predicted model, not a curated record.